AUGGCUGCUAUAAACAAGCAAUGUAAUUUGCAUUUAUGCAAAAGCUUGCCGGAAAAUGAACCAGUUUAUACACUAAUGGCCAAGAGGUAUGAUACUUUUAUUGAAUAUACGAGGCGGUGGAGUACUUUGUGUAAAUAUCCAGAAAAGACGGUGGCUUUGGCGAACUCUAGAUAUUUAGAAUUGACAUUCGAACAGGCUGGUGAGUUGUAUUUUCACGAAUCGUUCUACAAAAGAUACACAGAUGAUUUAAAGUUGAAGCGUGCAAAAAGUGCAAUGGUCAGUAUACUUAAUAGAUUUAAUACUAUAGGCUGUACAUAUACAUUAAUCUUCUAAAUUAUUUCAAAUUAUUCGCUCAAAAAUAUUGUUGUUUGUUAACAAUUUAUGAAGGAAAGUACUCCCAAAGACCAUGGAUUUAAAAGAUUAAGAUCAUCGACCAACGAUUUAGCCCCUUCAGAAAAGAAAAGAUCAAAUGUUCUACCUUUGACUUGCAUCAUUUGCCAGAAACAGCUCAAGUGGGUCACUGUGGGUGGAAAGCAAGUUCAUGACAAAUUUUCCCAGGCAGAAACUGAGACAGCUGGUCAGUAAAAUUUUAUUAUCAUCAAUAUACUUAAUGUGUAAUUUUGUAUUGUGGAUUUAUAACAUUUUCUUGAGCCCCCAAGGGCACUGGUUUAAAUUUUGCAGCCAUCUCCUGUUAUGGGCAAAUUCAUGGCCCACCUCUGUUUGAUUGGAAUUCCCCAGAUGGCAAUUGCCAGGAGCGAUUACAAUGGUUGGCACUAAGCGGGAAACUUUUAAGUCUGAAGUUACCGUAAACCUCCGACUAUAAGCCCUGGGCUUAUAUACUUUUGUAAGCGAUUUUUGAUUGGCUUAUACAAUGGUGGGCUUAUAUACGGGGCUUAUACAUGGACAAUCUUUUGUGUUAGUAAUAAACAAGUCAGUCAUAAACAGGAAAAUAAACAUGUAUUAAGCAGCAAUUACUGGGCUUAUAUUAAUUCGGGGGGCUUAUAUUCGGGUGGGCUUAUAUUCCAGGGGGGGGCUUAUAUUUGGAAUGAGGUGAGCGUUAGUACAUGUGGUGGGCUUAUACACGGGGGCUUAUAGUCGGAGGUUUACGGUAUUUGCAUUUGCCAGUUUUCAUAAUAUAAAAAGAGUGUUUGACUACUGGGUGUAUAAAACAAAACCUUUUAGAAAUUUCGCUUUGUCUAACCUAUGUGCAUACAAUUAGAAGCUAUCUUGAAUUUCGAAUUGAAUAAGACUGUGAGUUUUUCUAUAGAUUCUGAUUUGUUAAGAUUUUAUUUUAUUGAUACACCCUGCAACACCAUAUGUGCUGCUCGCUUGUGUCAAAGUGCUAUUUUUAGGAAAGCUUCUCUAUGCAGCUGAACAAAGCAAGAUGAAAACAUUUUGAUGCACAUUCGUGACCGUGAUUGUAUUGCAAUAGAGGUUAAAUACCACAGAAGCUGUUUCAAACAAUAUUGCAGAGGAAUAACCUACAUGCAAGAAAGGUAUUAAUACAAAAUGCGAUGUGUACUUGCUAUAGGUGAAUGAAUUUUAAACCUGAAAGCUUUAUCAUCCUUUCUGCCAGGCUGUCAUUGAUGAUUAUUACUACAUACGUCUUGUACUACCAAACAUUGUUUACUUCAUUUCAUGGUAAUAAAUGGUGAUAAUCUUCAUUAAAAUACGUUCUGUACAUUUAUUUUCAGUCCUCAAGAUAAUAUUGAAUUGACCAACAAUGAUAUAUUCCAUUGUCUUUCAGCCAGUGAUGAAGAUUCAGAACCUAGCCUUUGUGAUAUAAGUGACAUGCCCAUCCACAAAACCGACAUGAAAAACAUUGAGCUGUACCAUACUGGCUUGGCUGUAAAGAAGAGUAUAGCAGAUCAAUCUGAUUGGAAUAUCAAUUGGCCACCUACUUCAGAAGUAAUCAGUCAAGAGGAAUGUGCUAAACUUGUGCCUGUAGAAUUAUUCAAUCUUUUAGCCCUGGUAAUAAUGCCACAGAAGAAGUUCCACCUUCUGACACCUUUGUGGAAGUGA
Molecule: messenger RNA, 2022 nt
Organism: Paramuricea clavata
Lineage: Eukaryota; Metazoa; Cnidaria; Anthozoa; Malacalcyonacea; Plexauridae
Source: the annotation of a GenBank genome assembly